Messenger RNA from Labrus bergylta (ballan wrasse), 1968 nucleotides. It is a transcript of the gene mlc1, whose product is annotated as modulator of VRAC current 1. Lineage: Eukaryota; Metazoa; Chordata; Actinopteri; Labriformes; Labridae. Gene Ontology annotation, cellular component: endoplasmic reticulum; cytoplasmic vesicle; plasma membrane. Gene Ontology annotation, biological process: regulation of response to osmotic stress. The record is from RefSeq and is a predicted model, not a curated record.
GGAGCUGCAGACACAAACAAGCUGACCUCCAUGUGUGGAUUUGAUCCCAGUUGUCGCAGGACACUUUUUCUCGGAGGAUAUUUGCAAGAAGCUCAACAACAGGGAUGCAGUGCGAUGAGCUCUCGGCCAGAGAGGAGUUCACCUACAGCCACAUGUCCACGCUGGAGAGGGGCACCGGGUCUCUGGGACGCCGGGGGGACAGGAGGAUGGACCGGGGGGAGCGCUACAGGCCGGAGCGGGACAGCUACACGGUGGACGUUAGAGCCAGUGACCUGCAGCUGGCCCAGCCGGAGCCUCUGAAGCACCCCUGCUUCAGCUGCAGGGCCUGGCUCUACAGCGUCCUCAUAGGGGGCAGUUUGCUCAUCACCUCUGGUUUCUCUCUGUACCUGGGGAAUGUGUUUCCUGUUGCCAUGGAUUACCUGCGCUGUGCUGCAGGCUCAGGCCUUCCUGCAGCGUUGGCCAGCUUUGCCAUCGCCAAGAACCGACAUGUAGCAGUGUCAGAUUUCCAGGUGCUCUACGUGUCCACUUUUGCGGUGACGACCACCUGCCUGGUCUGGUUCGGGUGUAAACUGGUCCUGAACCCGUCCGCUGUCAACAUCAACUUUAACCUCAUCCUGAUGAUUCUGCUGGAGGUGUUGAUGGCGAGUACUGUCAUCCUGUCAGCCCGCUCUGCAGAGGACUGCUGCUGCCACAGGAAGACGUACGACAGACCAGUGGUCAUAACGCCUGCAGUGUUCCCCACUCGACUCCUCAAAGCGUACUCUGUGAUCGAAGUCAUCGUUGGGAUUUCUGCUGUCUUUGGAGGAAUUAUUGCCCUCAACAUGGACGCUCUGCUGCCCGGACCAUACCUGUCCGUCACAUUUUUCUGGAUUCUUGUUGCUUGUUUCCCGAGUGCCAUAGCGAGUCACGUUGUGUCAGAAUACCCCAACAAAUGUCUGGUGGAGGUACUCAUUGCCAUCAGCAGCGUGACGUCUCCGCUGCUCUUCUCCGCCUCUGGCUUCCUCUCUUGCAGUGUGAUCAGCUUUAUUGAAAUUUUCCUGCAUGAGGUGCCCACGGCCAAGCAAUCCUACGACAUCCUGCUGCUGAUUCUGAUGGUGCUGCUGCUGGUGCAGGCAGUUCUAACCUCGGCCACUGUGGUGCACUGUGCCUCCUACAAGAGCCGGCUCCGCAUGGGGGCUCCAGAGAGCGAGGACGGCAUGCACACACAGACAUACUACUGUGAGCAGCAGGCAGUCAACGGAGCGCUGCAGGACUUUGACAAAGACAGAGCCUGGAAGGCAGUCGUGGUCCAAAUGGCCCAAUGAACAUUCCCACAGUACGGAGAGAUACGUUUUUAUAAGAAGAGGGGAAAGAAAGGAGGAUUAUAAAACUAAAUAAGAAUGAGAGACCAAUCCUGAGAGAGGAAACACGGGGAGAAAGAAAGAAGCACUUAUUCACAGAGGGGGAGAGAGGGAUAUUUAGUAGAAAGGAAAUCAGUGAGAAAAUAGAAUGUUUCUAGUUUCUGUUCAAGAUUUCUGCUUGAAAAAUGCUUUGAGCACUUUGUGUUUUUGCUUUGUAUCAUUGUUUUCUGCAUAUUGUAGUUAGAAGAAGCAUUUUGUGGCACCACGAAAUCCACUGUAUUCCAUAGUCAAGAUUAAAAAAAAAAGGUUCAGAGCACAAAAAACAAUGUCUAAAGUCUGAAGUGUUUAACUUCACUUGAUACAGAUCAUGCACUAAACUGGAUUCUUACCGGUUUGAAUGGAUGUUACAGUUCUGUUUAACGUUGCACAAGCAGAUUGAAAUCAUGGACUUCAAACAAUGUUUUGACUUUUUUUAUACUUUAAAACUUUAGAAAAUGAGAAAAAAACCUCAAUCCAUUACCUUUAACGCCUAUCCCGUACCUGGGGUCAUGGGGCUGUAGCCAAGAGGCGGGGUUACAGCCAAUCACAGGGCUGAUAUAUCGAGACAGACAACCAGCCACACUCACAU